AUGUCGAACUUACCCCUCACGAACCAUGUCAAUCAUGUUAAUCAUGUCAAUCAUGUCGAGACACCCUUUGAUAUCUUUUCCUCGCUUCGUUAUGAUCCAGAAUUACCGCGUUUGACCAUGGAAAACCCGGAGAGCUAUCCCGAACCACUAAACUCGCCCUAUUAUCUGUUAGCCUAUCACCUGGACCGUCUAAUAAACGCUGCACGUCAUUUUGGCUGGGAACGAGCUUUUGAGGAGGGUCCAAGUUGGAUGAAUGGGGAUCUGGAUAGCCUGGAAGAGUUUCUAGAUUCUAGAAUACCAGACAAGCACCGGCCAUGGCGUUUGAAGCUUGUGGUUCAUCGCAGUGGUCAUGCUUGGUGUGAGGUAGCCGAGGCGGGUGCUCUUGACCCUCUCAACCUUCUGGUUCCAGGUUCCCACGCAAGAUCAGAUACCUUUGUCUGGCGUCUGUAUGUUGACUCAGAGACUACAGCUCCCUCGGGAUUUACAACUCACAAGACGAGCGCUCGGGAGGACUACAACGCUGCCCGUUUACGAUGCGGUAUUACCUCUCCUACCCAAACCGAGGAAGUUCUACUGGUAAACCCUAAUGGUGAGGUUAUGGAAGGAAGCAUUACUACUCCACACUUUCGCCAGCGGGGAGGUGCCGGUUGGAUCACACCCCCUUUGAGUUGCGGUGGCAAUGCUGGCACGACUAGAAGAUACGCUUUAGCCCGAGGGUUUUGUGCGGAGCAAGUCAUCGCUGCCUCAGAACUCGUGGAUGGAGAAGAAUGUUGGCUGAGCAAUGGCGUUCGAGGUUUUAUUCGUGCAGUGGUUGUUCUGAAUCGGCAAUCGGCUUAA
Penicillium malachiteum is the source of this 837-nucleotide messenger RNA. RefSeq lists its product as uncharacterized. Gene Ontology annotation, molecular function: catalytic activity. The transcript has a single exon. The record is from RefSeq and is a predicted model, not a curated record. NCBI's taxonomy places the organism in Eukaryota, Fungi, Ascomycota, Eurotiomycetes, Eurotiales, Aspergillaceae. Bases 1 to 837 code for a protein of 278 amino acids.